CAUAAAUAAAUCGGUAAUCUACCGACAAGUAGCAACACUGUCGUGCUAUGUGAUAAAAUGGCGUCGGUCGUGUUUCGCUUGAUGACUUCGUAAAAUAGUUUAUGUGACGAGUUUUAAGUGUUUUAUUUAAUUUUAAUAAGUACCAGUUUAGUAAUAAUAAUCCAUUACCUGUCACAUAAUUUCGAAAAGGGGCUCUUAACGUAUUUGUCAGAGUGCAAUGUCCGAGGAGACAGAGCGGCACGGCGAGACGGCGUGCGAAGGAAGCGCUGGCGGCGGUGACACGAACACGAUUCGCGUGUUGUUGACCCCGCACCAGCUGGAAGCCGCCUCCGCCGACUCGCUUCGCGCCGCGUGGAAAACCCAGGACUCAUACAUUGAUCACCUCGAAAAGUUGAACAAACAGUUAGAAGGUAGUCUGGAAAAGGCGAAAGAGGUAGAGGAAAGAAUUAAGCAGCAAUAUGUGGAAUCACAACACAGAGAAAAGGUUCUUGUUAGGAGGCUCGCUGCAAAGGAGCAAGAGAUACAGGAUUAUGCUAGCCAGAUAACUGAGUUGAAGUCAUCACAUGCAAGUCUUAAUGGUCGACCUACACUUCUAGAUCCGGCAGUUAAUGUUUUAAUAUUAAGGCUGAAACAAGAGUUAACAUCGACUAAAGCGAGGUUAGAGGAGACUCAAAAUGAAUUAUCAGCGUGGAAGUUCACGCCAGAUUCAAAUACAGGAAAGAAAUUAAUGGCGAAAUGUCGGCUGCUACAUCAAGAGAACGAGGAUCUCGGACGCAUGACGUCAAGCGGUCGCAUUGCUAAGUUGGAAGGUGAUUUAGCGUUACAAAAGAGUUUUAGUGAAGAGGUGAAAAAGUCACAAUCAGAAUUAGAUGAAUUCCUGCAAGAGUUAGAUGAGGAUGUGGAAGGCAUGCAGAGCACAGUGCUGUUCCUGCAACAGGAGCUGCGUGCGUCCCAUGCCACUGUGAAUGGCAACAGGCAGUCUUCCCCCGGCGACAAGCGGACUUACUCAGGCAGUGAGUGCAGCGACACGCCCGUGGGCAAGCGGAGACGCGCCUCGGUGCUCUCCCUGGACUACAACGAGGAGGAGGAGCCUCUCACAGUGACCAACGGCGAGGCCGACUAGCCCAGGGCCUCUGUGUUCUCUUACCGAACACGAUUCUUUAAUAUCAAAUAGUGAAACUCGUGAACCACUGUCAUAUCUAUGAGCCCCGCGGCCAUUACGUUGGCUCCAAAUUAAUUUUAAUGAAUUAUCAUUGUGAGUGAUCAUCAAAUUCUCUUUAGAGGUGAAACGCUGGUUCGGUGUCAGUCACUCAUUACAAAACAUGUGAACGCUUAUAUAUUAACAUGUAAAGUGUACUUUAAAAAUCUAUGUACUUUGAUUAGAAGACAUGAUAUACAGACGAAGGUGUCAUUUCCAUUGACAAUGAAUUGGUGAUGAUUGUGUCGAACGUGAAAAUGAGACUAAGGAAACAUUUGGUAAAAGUAUAGUUUGCGUUUUAUGCACAACAGUGGACCAUGUGAUCAGAUUUAAUAGUGAACCGUUUUUGACAUUGUUUUUAUACUUGAAAUAUUAAGACAAGACACUUGGUUGACAAUUUUAUAAUUUAUUUAUGAAUAAGUGGAUUAAUUGUGAUAAUAUAUUAGAGAAAUCCAAUGAGAUAUGAGCGAUGCGAUUGUCUUUUGUUGCCGAUUAUCAUUGUUACAUGGCGUUUGUUUGGUUUACUUGCCAGAGUUAUUGCGAGGAUAAACGGAAUCGAGCCUGUCGUAAGAACAUUGCAAUAUGGACGAACACCAAGCCUAAUGAAAUAAUCAAUUAAUGUUUAACACAUUUUUAAUAAAAUUUAUGUGAGUUUCUACCUGAAAUGUUUCUAUUAUAAAAUUACAAUGAAUGUAUAUAGAAAAUAUGUUAAUAAACAUAUAUUGCUGGCAUCAA
Manduca sexta (tobacco hornworm) is the source of this 1933-nucleotide messenger RNA. RefSeq names its product pre-mRNA-splicing regulator female-lethal(2)D (gene fl(2)d). The transcript has 5 exons. Lineage: Eukaryota; Metazoa; Arthropoda; Insecta; Lepidoptera; Sphingidae. The record is from RefSeq and is a predicted model, not a curated record. Gene Ontology annotation, biological process: regulation of alternative mRNA splicing, via spliceosome. Gene Ontology annotation, cellular component: nucleus. Bases 218 to 1123 code for a protein of 301 amino acids.